This is a messenger RNA of Pseudovirgaria hyperparasitica, 788 nucleotides long. RefSeq lists its product as uncharacterized. The coding region runs from base 168 to 788 and encodes 206 amino acids. The record is from RefSeq and is a predicted model, not a curated record. The transcript has a single exon. NCBI's taxonomy places the organism in Eukaryota, Fungi, Ascomycota, Dothideomycetes, Acrospermales, Acrospermaceae.
UACUCAUCUGUCUUCUUCCUGCCCACAACACUUCUUUCCUUUCAACAACCACCCAAAACCUCCACCACAUCCAACAAACAAACAAACCCAGACAAAACCACACGAGUAGUCAAGAAAAUCACACACAAAACAGCAUCACAACGACGACGACCACCACCACCACCACCAUGACCGACGUCGAAACAAUCACCUCCAUCCUCUGCGGCCCACCCGGCGACGACGUCUGGCACUGGGACACCGUCUCCGCAACCUCAAUCCAAUUCAAGCCCGACGGCACAGGCCGCCUCGUUCUCGCCCAGGAACUCAACCUCUGGAUCGCCUGCCCCUUCACAUACACCCACACCCCUUCCUCCCCCCAAACCACCACCACCACCAAACCCACCACCCCCCUAACAACAACCCUCAACCUAACCCUCCACCCAACCAAACUCCCCACCCUCGACGCCGCCGAAUCCCUCGCCAUCCCCCCCGGCCGCCUCUACAACGCCGACCUCCUCCACCCCUCCACCUUCGCCCCCCACACGCGCACCAUCGCCGUCAGUCUCGAAAAAGGCCGUUUCCAGACCCAGUUUGAGCAGCGGCAUCGCGACUCGGGGGUCGGUUGGCCCGAGUUUGAGUGGAAGGUUAGGUUUGAGCCGAGUGUGUUUCCGGGGAGGGAGGCGUGGAGGGAGGCGCGUGGGGCGCCGGAUGCGAUGCGGUUUUGGACGUGGGAUGAGUUUUAUCGCGGGAGGGUUGGGGUUAAGGGGGAUGGGAAUGGGGGGUGGAGGGGGUGGUGUGGGGUUAUGUAG